This is a messenger RNA of Closterium sp. NIES-67, 1749 nucleotides long. The record is from the annotation of a GenBank genome assembly. Lineage: Eukaryota; Viridiplantae; Streptophyta; Zygnematophyceae; Desmidiales; Closteriaceae.
ACCAAGUAACUGCUGGAAACCUCGGGAUCUUCUGAUGAGAGAACCUCAGGGGUUCAGGAGUAAGCCCCAGCAGAAGACAAGGCAGGCAGGCAGCCAGCCAUCAAAUCCGCUGAUGUGCUUUCAGCGAAGGGAGGGGAAGAUCCACGGUCAGGCUAUUUCGCAGCAGCGACUGAAGCAGGCUCCUUUUCCGCUAAGUGCUGUUGAUGUUUGGAGGGAUUUCCAAAGCCGACAUCUUCGGUCGAGUGGUCGAGUGAUGUCGUCGUCUUUGUGAAUCAAGCUCGCUUGUCCGUCGACGAGGGUAGUAGCUCACACGCUCACACCCAUGGCUCCGAUGCUCCAACACUCAAAACACUUUCACGACCUGGCUGCUCCCUCGUCCACCUUCCUGCCGUACUGGCUUCAAGAUCGCUUCAGAGGCUUCUCGAGUUGCCACGAAUCGUUCUAGCGACUGUCGAUAGUGAAAAAUGAAGCGAUAGUGAAAGAGGCAGCGAUUCUGACAGAUAGACUCCCGAAUAAGCUACAGUCACGGCUCAGCAAACCUUCAUGACUAGGCAUGGCUAUAUCGCCACCCGGUGUCACGGGCUUGGCGCCGAGAGUCUUGCUUAGAGCAUCCACUGGUACGACGUUAAGUGCUAGUGCUGAGAGCGGCUUCUCGCUAAGCGUCACUAGGGAAGCUUCCGUAGGAGAGAUCAGUUUCUCGUCGCCGGAUGACUGUAGGGUUGCUCCGCAGAUUUCAGCUACUGCGACCAUCGAUCGUUCCUGGGACACCGUGUUAGACGCUGAGCUGAACGGGUUGCUGCGAAGAAAACACCUUACUGCGUGUAAUGCUUCUGGCUGCGACGGCGACAUGGAGGUCUCAGAUCGCGCGCCGAAAUUCGCGAAGGAAAGUGACGAUGAUGUUUCGCACAAGGCUUGUGCGGAAUCUACAGACGAGGUUGGAGCUAGUGAGAGUUGGAGUCCCUCUGGAGAGUCUGACGGCGAGGAAGGAGCAGGAGCAGAGGCAGCGCCGAGCCGUGGUGCCGUCGAGGCUUCAGGUGAUGGGAGGCAGCAUGAGGAGGAGCUUCGUGUGCCGGAUUCAGUCGAUACCGCUGCUGAGUCUCUGACCGUGGCAGAGAAAGCAGCGAACGCAGAUGAAGCAGAGGAAGGAGAGGAAGCAGCGGAAGAAGAGGAAGCAGAGGAAGAAGAGGAUGCAGAGGGAUGCCGGAACAGAGACUCAGGCCGUGCAAUUCGAGCUUGCUUUCAAGAAGAUGUCACUUGACCCCAACGCAGCUGAGUUCACCCCAUCCUUUGCGCCUUGCCCAUCAGCAGCAGCUGCGACGUCAGCACCAUCAGACCACACGCCUGACGCCUCUGCUGCUUCUGCUGGUGUCUCCGCUGCUGGCUCUUCCGCCAAGGUUUAUGCUCCGCCCCCUUCGUUUGCCGCUGAUGCACCAAGUUGCCCCCUCCUCUCCAUCGGCACAAUUCCUGCCGCCAAUCCCAACAGUCCGUUCCCUACGAUUUCUCAGGUUGUUCCUAUAGGACCGCGGGGUCCUCUCCCGUGCCUCCACGUGGCAGCAGCCGAUGGGAGAACGCUUGGAGUGGACGCGGGGAGAGAAACUCCCGUGGAAGGCAGAGUGGGGGCAAGAGUGGGGGGCAGAGUGGUGGCAGCAGGAGCAGCAGCUCUGGCAGCAGCAGCAAGCAUGGGAGCGUGGAGGAUGUUAAAGCUUUUCCCAUGAAUGCAUUAGGCGCUUAUCAUGACUCGCGUUUGUC